Arabis nemorensis is the source of this 2358-nucleotide messenger RNA. Lineage: Eukaryota; Viridiplantae; Streptophyta; Magnoliopsida; Brassicales; Brassicaceae. The record is from the annotation of a GenBank genome assembly.
AUGGAGAGAUCUGAUUCUAGAGAUUUCUACAGCUUUACUCGUGCUUCUUCCUCAGAUAAUAAUAAAAGUACAGUCUUUGACGCAUCUCAGUAUGAGUUCUUUGGUCAAAGUCUUGAAGAAGUGGAAUUGGGAGGUCUUGAUGUUGAUGAUGCUACUACUCUUGUUGGUGGACAUGUUGAUGAUGAAGAGUAUCACUUGUUUGAUAAAAGAGAGGUAUCUGAUAUGGAUGAUCUCGCCACAACUUUUGCAAAGCUGAACAGAGUUGUUACCGGGCCAAAACACCCUGGAGUAAUUGGUGACAAAGGAUCAGGGUCCUUUUCGAGGGAAAGUUCUUCUGCUACAGAUUGGACACAGGAUAAUGAGUUCACAAGCUGGUUGGACCAGCACAUGCUUGAAGAACAAGCUCAGGAAGCUAACUGGUCUUCACAGCAACAAUCAUCUGCUAACUCAAAAUCUUUGUACAGGACAUCCUCUUAUCCUCAGCAGCAAACACAGCUGCAGCAUUACAGUAGCGAACCGAUUAUUGUACCAGAAUCGUCCUUUACGUCUUUUCCUUCUCCUGGAAACAGAACUCAACAAUCUUCACCCAGCCAUCUUCAUCGUGCUCCUUCUCUUCCUGGUGGUAGUCAGUUGACCUUUUCUGCUCCAAAUGCCUCUCCUCUGUCAAAUUCUACGUUCCAUCUUUCAGGAUUGUCACAUGGACCACCGCAUUAUGGUAAUAAUCUGGCUAGAUAUGCGUCAUGUGGUCCGACUCUUGGUAGCAUGGUGCAACCUCCUCACUGGGUUACUGACCCCGGGCUUCUACACGGUGAUCAUUCCGGGUUAUUACAUAGUCUGGCGCAACAGCAGCAUCUGCAAUUGCCUCCUCGGAAUGGUUUUACUUCACAACAGUUGAUCUCCCUUCAGCAGAGACAGUCUCUAGCUCAUCUUGCUGCAUUACAAUCUCAGCUGUAUAGUUCCUAUCCUUCGCCAUCACAUAAAGUUCCUUUCGGGGUUGGUGGUGAAGUAAGGGAACACAAACAUAAGUCAUCUCACCGAAGUCGAAAGAACAGGGGCAUCUCGCAGCAGGCAUCGGAUUUGGCUAGCCAGAAAAGUGAAAGCGGUUUGCAAUUUAGAUCAAAGUACAUGACUUCAGAAGAGAUAGAGAGUAUUCUCAAGAUGCAGCAUUCGAAUUCACACAGCAAUGACCCUUAUGUCAAUGAUUAUUACCACCAAGCUCGGCUUAUCAAGAACUCUGCAGGAUCUAGAGCGAAGCUUCAGUUCUGUCCUUCUCAUUUGAAGGACCACCACUCUCGGUCCCGCAAUAGUUCAGAUCAGCAACCACAAGUUCAUGUGGAUGCUCUUGGGAAGAUUACACUUCCUUUUAUCUCCAGGCCACGAGCCUUACUCGAGGUUGACUCUCCUCCUAGCUCUGGUGAUGGAAGGUCUGAUCAUAAAGGAUCCGGAAAGCACCUGGAGGAUGAACCUCUUGUUGCAGCUAGGGUCACCAUUGAAGAUGCUUUUGGAGUUCUUAUCGAUAUAGUUGACAUAGAUAGGACUCUCCAGUUCAACCGGCCACAAGACGGUGGUGCUCAGCUCAGGAGAAAAAGGCAGAUCCUACUAGAAGGAUUAGCAACAUCACUUCAACUUGUUGAUCCCUUCAGCAAAACCGGUCAGAAAGCCGGGUUGACCACCAAGGAUGAUAUCGUCUUUCUACGCAUAGCGACUCUUCCCAAGGGUCGUAAGUUGCUCACAAAGUAUCUACACCUUCUCACACCAGGUAGCGAGAUCGCUCGGGUUGUCUGUAUGGCUGUAUUCCGCCACCUCAGGUUUCUGUUUGGUGGUCUACCGUCAGACAGCACUGCAGCAGAGACGAUAGCGAAUCUUGCCAAAGCAGUCACGGUUUGUGUUCAAGCAAUGGAUCUCCGAGCACUGAGUGCUUGUCUUGCAGCUGUUGUUUGUUCUUCGGAACAGCCACCUCUCCGUCCAAUAGGAAGCCCUUCUGGUGAUGGAGCAUCAGUUGUAUUGGUAUCUCUUCUCGAGAGAGCGGCUGAAGUAGCAGUAGCGGUGGUUCCACAUGGUAACUCGAAUGACGGACUCUGGAGAGCCUCGUUUGAUGAAUUCUUCUCCCUUCUUACAAAAUAUUGCCGGAGCAAGUAUGAGACAAUCCAUGGUCAGAACCAGGACAAUGCAGCUGAUGUGUUGGAGCUAGCUAUAAAGAGAGAAAUGCCUGCUGAGCUUUUACGUGCGAGUCUACGUCAUACCAAUGAAGACCAGCGUAAUUUUUUACUAAACUUUGGUCGUAAAGCAUCGCCUAUUAGCGAGUCAGCAACCCGUGCAAGGGGUGGUCAGAUCAACUCUGAAUCUGUGAGGGGUUAA